Botrytis sinoallii is the source of this 533-nucleotide messenger RNA. RefSeq lists its product as uncharacterized. The coding region runs from base 34 to 516 and encodes 160 amino acids. Lineage: Eukaryota; Fungi; Ascomycota; Leotiomycetes; Helotiales; Sclerotiniaceae. The record is from RefSeq and is a predicted model, not a curated record. The transcript is spliced from 2 exons.
GAUUGAAGAUUGAGAGGAGAGAGUGAAGAUAAAAUGGAUAUAAGAUCUAGCGAAGAGAUAUACGGCGGGAGAUUAUUACGAGAAGUUGAUGAGAGCGAAGAGAGUUUGGAAUCGCUUCUAACAACUGUUACAAAUACAUUGGAUCCCCGUCCGUCGAGAACUCAUAUACGUUCUCUAGAUGAACUGUGGUCUCAUUCGUAUCAAAAUCAACCGAGACUGUCUGUUUCGGGAGACAGUUUGCCGCUGCUAAUUCAUAUAUUAACCACACUUCUGAGUAAUGAGGAUGGAAAGGUAGGAAAGUGCGUUGUAUUAAUCGAUGUGCAUUCGAGAUUUUCUCCUUCGUUUUUAGCGUUUCAAGAGGAAGAAGAAGAUGGUGAUGAGAGACUUGAAGCUGGACAGGAGGAGAGAUUGAAGAAGUCGGAUCUCAAACAUCUUCAUAUCUUUAGACCUUCAGCUCAGAAUCUGGAAAGCACGUUGAAGGGGGUGGAAGAGUAUAUGUUUGUAUGGGGAUCAUGAUAGUUAUGGGAGGGAGU